AUGGACUCUUCAGAUUCAACACCAACAGCAGUUGCGGAUAUCUCGCUUAAGCUGGCCAAAUACAAGCAAUUAUACCAGACAUAUCUAGACAAGUCUGUGCCAUUUACACUUCAAAGAUGGGUCGGGUUUGGUGUGCUGUUAGUAGUAUUUAUGCUACGUAUCAUUCUAAGUCAAGGUUGGUACAUUGUGUGUUACGCAUUAGGAAUCUACCUCUUGAACUUGUUUCUAGCGUUUUUGCAGCCCAAAUUUGACCCUUCACUCGAACAGGACCUGCGUGAUCAGGAUAUGGAAGAGGGCGAGGGAUUGCCUAUUUCUCAAGGAUCAAAGGAUGACGAGUUCAGACCAUUUAUCCGUCGUCUUCCAGAGUUCAAGUUCUGGCACAAUGCUACCAGAGCCACUGCAAUUGGUUUUGUAUGUUCUUGGUUCUCUGUUUUCGACGUGCCUGUGCUUUGGCAGAUUCUGCUUCUCUACUUCAUCAUCCUCUUUAGUUUAACUAUGAGACGCCAGAUCCAGCACAUGAUUAAGUAUAGAUAUCUUCCUUUUGACUUGGGCAAAGUCAAGUACAACCGCUCGUAA
This is a messenger RNA of Sugiyamaella lignohabitans, 576 nucleotides long. RefSeq names its product Rer1p (gene RER1). Lineage: Eukaryota; Fungi; Ascomycota; Dipodascomycetes; Dipodascales; Trichomonascaceae. Bases 1 to 576 code for a protein of 191 amino acids. Gene Ontology annotation, biological process: protein retention in ER lumen; retrograde vesicle-mediated transport, Golgi to endoplasmic reticulum. The record is from RefSeq and is a predicted model, not a curated record. Gene Ontology annotation, cellular component: Golgi membrane. The transcript has a single exon.